Messenger RNA from Gorilla gorilla gorilla (western lowland gorilla), 951 nucleotides. It is a transcript of the gene RSPH9, whose product is annotated as radial spoke head component 9. NCBI's taxonomy places the organism in Eukaryota, Metazoa, Chordata, Mammalia, Primates, Hominidae. The record is from RefSeq and is a predicted model, not a curated record. Gene Ontology annotation, biological process: axoneme assembly; motile cilium assembly; cilium movement involved in cell motility. Gene Ontology annotation, cellular component: axoneme. The coding region runs from base 66 to 896 and encodes 276 amino acids. The transcript is spliced from 5 exons.
UCAGGUCUCCAUGGAGGCGGCUUCUCCUAGCAACUCGACGGGCGUUGAGCGGAGCCGCUGACCUGAUGGACGCCGACAGCCUCCUGCUGUCUCUGGAGCUGGCGUCCGGCAGUGGGCAGGGCCUCAGCCCGGACCGUCGGGCCUCGCUGCUCACGUCUCUUAUGCUGGUUAAGCGCGACUACCGCUAUGAUCGGGUUCUCUUCUGGGGCCGCAUCCUUGGCCUCGUCGCCGAUUACUACAUCGCGCAGGGCCUGAGUGAGGACCAGCUCGCACCGCGCAAGACGCUCUAUAGCCUGAACUGCACAGAGUGGAGCCUCUUGCCCCCUGCCACAGAGGAGAUGGUGGCGCAGUCGUCUGUGGUGAAGGGCCGCUUCAUGGGGGACCCAUCAUACGAAUAUGAACACGCGGAGCUGCAGAAGGUGAAUGAAGGUGAAAAAGUCUUUGAAGAAGAAAUAGUGGUCCAGAUCAAGGAAGAGACCCGCUUGGUGUCUGUCAUUGACCAGAUUGACAAGGCUGUGGCCAUCAUCCCCCGAGGCGCCCUCUUCAAGACCCCUUUUGGACCCACCCAUGUCAAUCGGACCUUUGAAGGACUGUCCUUGUCUGAGGCCAAGAAGCUCAGCUCGUACUUCCAUUUCAGGGAGCCUGUUGAGCUAAAGAAUAAAACCUUGCUUGAGAAGGCUGACCUGGACCCCUCCCUGGAUUUCAUGGACUCCUUGGAGCAUGACAUUCCCAAAGGGUCCUGGAGUAUCCAGAUGGAGAGGGGCAAUGCCCUGGUGGUGCUGCGCAGCCUGCUCUGGCCGGGCCUCACCUUCUACCAUGCUCCCCGCACCAAGAACUAUGGCUACAUCUACGUGGGCACUGGCGAGAAGAACAUGGACUUGCCCUUCAUGCUAUAGAAUGGGAGCCAGCCUGGAUGUUUUUAGAGUCUAAACAUGAUUUUCUUAAGCUUCA